AUGUGCUUUUUGUCAGGCGCUGACUCCUUCCGUGCUUCUGGGAGAAGCCAGCCCCUCUGUAAGGCAGCCUUCUGGCCACGCCGUAGCGUACGGUGUGAAGCCAUCGACAGCCGCAGCCUUCGCUGACAGCGUUUCUGGAGCAGGCAUCUUUGCUUACCUGAACUACCAUGUUCCCCGGACACGACGGGAGAUCCUGGAGACCCUUAUCAAAGGGCUCCAGCGGCUGGAGUACAGAGGCUACGAUUCGGCAGGUGUGGGCAUCGAUGGCGGAAACGACAAAGACUGGGAAGCCAAUGCUUGCAAAAUCCAGCUUAUCAAACAGAAGGGGAAGGUGAAGGCUCUGGAUGAAGAGGUUCACAAGCAACAGGACAUGGACCUGGACAUCGAGUUUGACGUGCACCUUGGAAUCGCCCAUACCCGCUGGGCUACCCACGGCGAGCCCAGCCCCGUCAACAGCCACCCGCAGCGCUCGGAUAAGAACAACGAGUUCAUCGUCAUCCACAAUGGCAUCAUCACCAACUACAAAGACCUGCGCAAGUUCCUGGAGAGCAAGGGCUACGACUUCGAGUCGGAGACGGACACGGAGAGCAUCGCCAAACUGGUCAAGUACAUGUACGACAACCGGGACAGCGACGACAUCAGCUUCACCACCCUGGUGGAGAGGGUCAUCCAGCAGCUGGAAGGUGCUUUUGCCCUGGUGUUCAAAAGUGUUCAUUAUCCUGGGCAAGCGGUCGGUACCCGGCGAGGCAGCCCCCUGCUCAUAGGAGUGCGCAGCGAGCACAAGCUCUCCACCGACCACAUCCCGAUACUCUACCGGACAGGUAAGCCUGAGCACGGAAGCUGCAACCUGUCUCGCGUUGACAGUACCACCUGCCUUUUCCCCGUGGAGGAGAAAGCUGUGGAGUACUACUUUGCUUCUGAUGCCAGUGCUGUCAUUGAGCAUACCAACAGAGUGAUUUUCCUUGAAGAUGACGAUGUAGCAGCUGUGGUCGAUGGCCGUCUUUCCAUCCACCGGAUUAAACGCACAGCAGGAGAUCACCCCGGGCGCGCCGUCCAAACCCUGCAGAUGGAACUUCAGCAAAUUAUGAAGGGUAACUUCAGCUCAUUUAUGCAGAAGGAAAUUUUUGAACAGCCAGAAUCUGUCGUUAAUACGAUGAGAGGAAGGGUCAACUUUGAUGACUACACUGUAAAUCUUGGUGGAUUGAAGGAUCACAUUAAGGAGAUUCAGAGGUGUCGUCGUUUGAUCCUUAUUGCCUGUGGGACAAGCUAUCACGCUGGAGUUGCGACCCGUCAGGUUCUGGAAGAACUGACGGAAUUGCCUGUUAUGGUUGAACUAGCCAGUGACUUCUUGGACAGAAACACCCCUGUCUUCCGAGACGAUGUUUGCUUUUUCAUCAGCCAGUCAGGUGAGACAGCAGAUACUUUGAUGGGUCUUCGGUACUGCAAAGAGAGAGGAGCCUUAACCGUAGGAAUAACCAACACAGUUGGCAGCUCCAUAUCACGAGAGACAGACUGUGGCGUCCAUAUCAACGCAGGGCCAGAGAUCGGGGUUGCCAGUACCAAGGCCUAUACCAGCCAGUUUGUCUCUCUGGUGAUGUUUGCUCUGAUGAUGUGCGAUGACAGAAUUUCUAUGCAGGAGAGGCGCAAGGAAAUCAUGCGUGGUCUGAAGGGACUGCCAGACUUAAUUAAAGAAGUGCUGAGCAUGGAUGAUGAGAUCCAGAAGCUAGCCACAGAGCUAUACCAUCAGAAGUCUGUUCUCAUCAUGGGACGUGGCUACCACUACGCUACAUGUCUUGAGGGAGCUUUGAAAAUUAAAGAAAUUACCUACAUGCACUCCGAAGGGAUACUGGCAGGUGAGCUGAAGCACGGCCCUCUCGCGCUGGUGGACAAACUCAUGCCCGUUAUCAUGAUCAUCAUGAGAGACCACACGUAUGCCAAGUGCCAGAACGCUCUCCAGCAGGUCAUUGCACGGCAAGGGCGACCUGUCGUGAUUUGUGAUAAGGAAGACAUCGAGACGAUUAAGAACAAUAAAAGAACAAUCAAAGUUCCCCAUUCAGUGGACUGUCUGCAGGGGAUCCUGAGUGUUAUCCCCCUUCAGCUCCUGGCUUUCCAUCUUGCAGUUCUCAGAGGAUACGAUGUUGAUUUUCCAAGAAAUCUGGCCAAGUCCGUAACUGUAGAGUGAAAGAUCAUCUGAAUCAUAGGGGCAAAGGGGAAUUAAAUGAAAGACUCUUUUUGGUACCAAAAUACCUUGAUUUUAAAGUCCCCUAGGUAAAUCUUAUUUUGGUAAAUCAUUGUUUGUGUAUAAGAUCACCAUAAUUCCAUUACAUUAGUGAUUGUCAAAUUGAUUCCACAUGCUAUGCCAAUAGCUUUGGGGUUUUUUGAACAAUAGGUUUCCAUGAACGAUGUUAAAUGGUUUUCUUCAAAGAUUACUGAGUCUUCUAGGUAAGGGGCCCUCCACUUUACUUUGACGUCGUUGUUUCUUAGCCAGUGUGGCUCAUUCCAAUUGUUGAUGAGAAACCAUUGGAUGAAUCCCCUGUCAUGCUCUCAGGCAGCGAAGCAGGAUACCAGAAUAUACAACUGGACCAAGAGCUGUUACUGGUCAUGCUUGUGCAGAUAUUUUAACAGUGAACGAAACUGUAAACAAGCACUGGGGGUCAAUUUCUGCCUUGUGUACAAAAGGGAAUUCAACUGACCUGUCGCAACCUCCUAGAUUUUAGGCCCGUGGUAGAUGCGCUAAGGAAAUAAUGUUGCUUCAGAAGGCUUUUACCUAUGCCAAAUACCUAGCAAGUGACAAUCUCGUAGACUCGGUGGGCCACAACGCACUGUGUAACACCAGCAUAUGCCCGUCGUUGUGCCCACGAAGACAGUGGAACUCACGCCUUCGAGUGUAAACGGGAGCAGUGUCGGACUCGGUACGGAUGCUUACCAAAGCGGGGGAGGAGAGAGGAAUAUGGGCAGUGUUUGCGCCAGGGUUUUGUUGUUGCUGUUGUGUUUUGUUUUUUUUUUUAAAAAAACGGUAGAAUUGUUCCUGUGUUGAGGCUUUUUCCUCUUGAACUGAGGCCUGUGGCACUGUCAACACAUCCUAGGGAACUGGCUUUAUCCUGCUGCAGGUCACUUACUAGUCUGAAUGUGUAGAAGAAAGUGUCCGCCUUGCGUAUCUCUGGCAGAGAGACGGCCCUGAAGCUGCCUUCCCGAGGCUUACUACGUUAGCCAAAGUCCCUUAACGAGAGCAUGGGUUCUGGUUUAGUUAGGAGCAGUUUGUACGUGGCUUGUGGCAAAUUCAGCUGGUUUAAAAUCGGAGUGGAUAAAAAAGGCUCGAGGGCCAUACCUUGGUAAGAGCGUUCUCAGAAGCUUGCAGAGGAUCAGCAGUGACACAGAACAUACGCCUUCGAGACUUAACGCUGACUUUUUGAAAGUCAUUAACAAGCAGUUUUGGCUACGUAUUUUCUCAUGCAAAAAGGUGAAUUUCCUACCAGAGUGAUGGGUUUUGAAUUAGCUUUACACACGCAUCAU
Messenger RNA from Egretta garzetta (little egret), 3513 nucleotides. RefSeq names its product glutamine--fructose-6-phosphate transaminase 1 (gene GFPT1). Gene Ontology annotation, biological process: fructose 6-phosphate metabolic process; UDP-N-acetylglucosamine metabolic process; protein N-linked glycosylation. Lineage: Eukaryota; Metazoa; Chordata; Aves; Pelecaniformes; Ardeidae. Bases 371 to 2182 code for a protein of 603 amino acids. The record is from RefSeq and is a predicted model, not a curated record. The transcript is spliced from 19 exons. Gene Ontology annotation, molecular function: carbohydrate derivative binding; L-glutamine:D-fructose-6-phosphate transaminase (isomerizing) activity.